Messenger RNA from Lindgomyces ingoldianus, 1401 nucleotides. RefSeq lists its product as uncharacterized. Lineage: Eukaryota; Fungi; Ascomycota; Dothideomycetes; Pleosporales; Lindgomycetaceae. The record is from RefSeq and is a predicted model, not a curated record. Bases 295 to 1401 code for a protein of 368 amino acids. The transcript is spliced from 10 exons.
UGGUGGCUGAGGCCGUGAAAACAGCCUCGUGCCCAGAGCUUUCCCUUACUCCGGCUCCGACCGGCGGCCUUACUUUUCUCCUGAGGGGCUUCAGCCUCACCUUCAGGUUUACGCAACAUUACUCCGUACGAGGCUGAAGAAUAGCAGGGGAGCACGAGCCGAGCCCUUUGGAGCUAGCUCAGAUAACCUGGCAGGGGCCGACACUUCACACCACCAACGAUAGACUGGAGCAUUAUUUACGCCCGGCGCUUGCAUGGAAAUAACGAAUGGAUAAGAAUUGCAUUAGUAACAUGAAUGCUGACUUCAACCCCAGCUCCUCCUUUGUCACUGUUCGGACCGUUGUUCUCAUUUCACGAUCUCCCAAGCAGACCACCUUCUUCUUUUGAUGACUUCAUUUCUGCAUUUGGAUACAUGUUUGUGAGGGAUUUACGAUCGUUCCUCGGCUGGGGUAUCACGUCGGCCUCACCGCUUCAAUUCCCAACAGAAGGGUUGAUGGAUUUCAAAAUAAAAAAUGAGCAUAUUCUUUUUGUUUUGUGCGUCGCGUCGCCCCGCUUCUCCUUUGCCAGAGUCUCACAUGUCCCCGGCACCUCUGUCGGUGGAUGUGAUACAUCUCACUCCACACGUUCGCUUCACCAGACUCGUCAUUUGCCGCGCGGGGUUAUCGCGUCCACCGCGGCCCCUAUCUUAAACACCGCGCAGGAGCGAGGAAGUUCUCCCAGAGACCUCAAGCGAUUAAAAGAUUCCAAGGUUUCGGAUGCACGUUUACAUUUCCGUCAUCCUCGGCCCCAUACAUUGAAACGAUGUACGAAAAGUGUAGAUGCACCUACCAUUACUAUUCGUUCAACGGAAUUUGCUCGCGGUGAUGGUGAUACCACCCCCAUCCUGAUCCUUUUUUCGUGUGCACCUUCAUCUCCGAGCAUCUUGGCCCCAGAUAAAUCGUGCACACAGAAGUCAAACACCCCUACUUUUCAUUGCUUACAAGAAGACCACGCACGUGACGCACAUGGUACCAAAAAGCGCGCUUCAAACACGCAAAACAUGUUCAGGCUAGAGCAAACGAAAAGAAUACAACCAAAGUUCCAAUAUAGUUGCUUACGUGGUGUGGACGGGAUCAACACGACCUCAAAUCGCAACACCUGCAUUCUACUUUUGCACAUAUUACUUAAAAUCACCAAGUGUCAAACACAUGUCUCUAAAUAUGCCACCUGGAAUCCGAAAUCUGCAAUCCAGAACCAUAUGGCUUCUCAAAGCUUACGAGACAGGAAACAUGGCGUUCCGAAUCUCGGAUGCUUACCUUACUACGGAACAACACUGUUUGAGGAUCAAAUAUGUAUUAUUUUGGGAGCUAGGAUUGUCAUUGUAUCUACAGGGUCGAGAAGGCGCAGGGCUGAGCCUCCUUAG